GCGCGUGCGCAGUGCGGAGGCUCUGACCUUCAGCCGGGCGGCAGCAGCCAGCAGCGGGGAGAGGCGUCGCCAUGUUCUCCCGAGGAGCCGCCGUCCUGAUCUACCAGCCGCAAUGGGGCCAAGUCAGGAAUAUGGCCACUUUGAAGGACAUUACCAGGCGUUUAAAGUCCAUCAAGAACAUCCAGAAAAUUACAAAGUCCAUGAAGAUGGUUGCUGCAGCUAAGUAUGCCAGAGCUGAGAGGGAACUGAAACCAGCUAGAGUGUAUGGAGUAGGAUCCUUGGCUCUCUAUGAGAAAGCAGAAAUUAAGGUCCCCGAAGACAAGAAGAAACACCUCAUUAUUGGUGUGUCCUCUGAUCGUGGUCUCUGUGGUGCUAUCCAUACCUCUGUUGCUAAAGCCAUGAAAACUGAAAUUAGCACCCUCUCAGAUGCAGGGAAAGAGGUCAUGGUGGUUGGAGUGGGUGACAAGUUAAGAGGCCUGCUUCAAAGGACACAUAAUAAACAUUUCCUGGUGACAUUCAAAGAAGUGGGAAGAAAACCCCCCAGCUUUGGAGAUGCUUCAGCGAUUGCCUUAGAGCUGCUAAACUCUGGAUAUGAAUUCGAUGAAGGAUCUGUCAUCUACAAUCGAUUCAGGUCUGUCAUCUCCUACAAGACAGAUGAAAAACCUUUCUACUCUCUUGAUACAGUUGCUGGUGCUGAAAGCAUUAGUAUCUAUGAUGAUAUUGAUGCUGACGUGCUGCGAAACUACCAGGAGUUUACAUUAGCAAACAUCCUCUUCUACUCUCUGAAGGAAUCUACCACCAGCGAGCAGAGUGCCAGAAUGACUGCUAUGGACAACGCUAGCAAAAAUGCUUCUGAGAUUAUUGACAAAUUGACCUUGACAUUCAACCGUACCCGUCAAGCUGUCAUCACCAAGGAGCUUAUUGAGAUCAUUUCUGGCGCUGCUGCUCUGGGAUAAUCGGAAAGCAAGUUCCAGCCAAAGUCGAGAGGUAAAGAAACGAGGAGCUAUUCUAGAGAGUUGGUUUAACCUGCUUAUAUCCAUAUUGAUAAAACUGUUGGUCCAUCAUUCUGUGAAGAAUUAAUGGGGAAAACCUGAAAAUAUUUGUAAAUUAUCUUACAAUAAACCACCUACAUGAAACAAA
Molecule: messenger RNA, 1140 nt
Organism: Terrapene triunguis (Three-toed box turtle)
Lineage: Eukaryota; Metazoa; Chordata; Testudines; Emydidae
Gene: ATP5F1C
Product: ATP synthase F1 subunit gamma
Exons: 10
Coding region: 72-956 (294 amino acids)
Biological process (GO): proton motive force-driven ATP synthesis
Molecular function (GO): proton-transporting ATP synthase activity, rotational mechanism
Source: RefSeq, a predicted model, not a curated record